Molecule: messenger RNA, 1581 nt
Organism: Populus trichocarpa (black cottonwood)
Lineage: Eukaryota; Viridiplantae; Streptophyta; Magnoliopsida; Malpighiales; Salicaceae
Exons: 6
Coding region: 1-1581 (526 amino acids)
Source: RefSeq, a predicted model, not a curated record
AUGACAACAGGAGCCUCCAGUACAACUCCUAGAUCAUUGAGGGUAGUCACCAUAGUGCAGUGGGUGAAGGGUAUGAGAGAGAUGAGUUGUAUGACUUACCGUGGCGAAGAGGAUGCUGAGGUUGCUGGACACUGGCCGAGGAAAGUGGAAAGAGUUAUAAAUCAGAUGCAGGUGCCAAACGAGCUACGGGUGGAUUGCGUGACACAACUAUUGAUUGAAAGUGCCCACUCAUGGUGGGAGACCAUCAGAGAGAGGAGAUCGUGGGAGGUAUUGAGAUGGAGGGACUUUCGUGAAGAGUUUGAGGAGAGGUACUACUCUUGGGAGCAUAGAAGAGAGAAAGAACAAGAGUUUUUGGAUUUGAGGGUGGAGAGGUUCCGUGAUGGACCGAGGCAGGAGCUGAGAAUGAUACUGAUAGCCAUGCAAUUUCAGUCGGUUCGGGAAUUGAUACGGGCUACUCAGGGUAUGGAGAGGAAAGGGAAGAGUGGACAAUCAUCAGAACAGUUCCAGAGGAGAGGUGGGAGUUUCACCCUAGGAGGUAGCUUAGGAGGAUCUAGACAGGUUAGUAGAAGAGGAUCCCGGGAAGGACAGGCUAAACAUGGAGUCACAAUUGCUAGAGGAUCUACAGAGCAGAAGGGACCAGUGAAGAAGGAUUGUCCCUGUAAAAUUACCGAAGGAGCCCAUGGUCAGAGGACUGAGGUUCAGAGCAAGCAGCAAUCAGUUAUAGUCGAUCGUCCUAUUAGGCCUACCCAAUCAGGGACGAGUGCUACUCGAGGGAGGCCCAGAAUUCAGGAGGGGAGGACUCAGGGUCGGGUAUAUCACUUGACCCACGAGGAUGUGGGAGUUGUACCUAAUGUGGUGGCAGCCCAUGUAAGAGAGCUGGAAAAAGGUAGUAUAGAUUUAGCUAGUAUUCCUGUUGUGAGGGAGUUUCGAGAUGUAUUCCCAGAAGAGUUGCCUAGAUUACCUCCAGUUAGAGAAAUUGAAGUUUCCAUAGAAACUAUUCCAGGAAUUUCUCAUAUAGCUCAGUCUCCUUAUAGGAUGGCACCUAUGGAAUUGGCUGAAUUGAAGAAAAAGGAUGGCACACUUCGUUUGUGCAUCGAUUAUCGUCAAUUGAAUAAAGUGACGAUGAAGAACAAGUACCCACUCCCACGAAUAGAUGAUUUGUUUGAUCAGUUGAAGGGUGCUAAGGUGUUCUCUAAGAUAGAUUUGAGAUCUAUAUACCACCAGUUGAGAAUCAAGGAACAAGACAUACUGAAGACGACAUUCAGAACUCGUUAUGGGCAUUACGAGUUUUUGGUGAUGCAUUUUGGGUUAACCAAUGCUCCGGCCGUAUUUAUGGACUUGAUGAAUCGGAUGUUUUGGCUUUACCUGGACAAAUAUGUGGUGGUAUUUAUUUACAAUAUCUUGGUGUAUUCAAACUCUUACUUGGAGCAUGAACAACAUCUAAGGGUUGUGCUACAGACUUUGAGGGAGAACCGAUUAUAUGCAAAGCUGGAUAAGUGUGAGUUCUGGCUCAAAAAAGUAGUAUUUUUGGGCCAUGUAAUUUCCGCAGAAGGAAUAUUCGUGGAUCAAAUAUCAUGGUAA